AUGUCCAGGAAUGUCAAUCGGAUAUUGGAGCGAUUGUUUCAAACAGUUCAAUCAAGUUACAGCCACACGUGUUGUUUUCUGAGUUUCUCUUCGACUCAUCGCAAGAGCAUCAAAGAAGUGUCCCGUGUUGGUGUUGAUAAAAAAGAAAUGGAAACACCUAUAGCAGAAGGUACUGUGGGUGGUUCAGGAUGGGUUCCAGUCAGUCUAACGAAUUUUCAUGAUCGUUUACCUACAGUAGAAAUAUUUAAGCAACAAUUUGAUGGUAUACCUUUUGAAGAGCUCCCAAUUGUGCAUGUUAAAGCAUCAAGGAACAAUACACUAGUUACUGUCACUGAUCACAAGUAUAAUAUUAUAACCUAUACUUCUUGUCGCUUGGAAGGAUUUAAAAAUGCCCGAAAAAAGACUAAUAUUGCUGGCCAAACGACGGGUGUUGCAGCUGGACAACGGCUUAUUAGGCGGGGAAUUCGAACAGUUCGCGUAUUGGUUCGAGGACUUGGUCCAGGUCGAAUGACAUCCAUACAAGGUAUGGCCACUGCUGGUGUCAAAAUUGUUUCUAUAACCGAACAGUCAGCGCUUCCUGAGCUUGGACCAAGGCCGAGAAAAAUUCCAAGGAUCUGA
Molecule: messenger RNA, 618 nt
Organism: Brugia malayi
Lineage: Eukaryota; Metazoa; Nematoda; Chromadorea; Rhabditida; Onchocercidae
Gene: Bma-mrps-11
Exons: 4
Coding region: 1-618 (205 amino acids)
Biological process (GO): translation; ribosomal small subunit assembly; maturation of SSU-rRNA from tricistronic rRNA transcript (SSU-rRNA, 5.8S rRNA, LSU-rRNA)
Cellular component (GO): mitochondrial small ribosomal subunit; ribosome
Molecular function (GO): mRNA 5'-UTR binding; structural constituent of ribosome; small ribosomal subunit rRNA binding
Source: RefSeq, a predicted model, not a curated record